UGACUCUGAAAAUUUUGAGUGUUGUUUCCUUGAUUUUUUGGCUAAAUAAGUUGUACACAAAGACUAGUGAGUACAGUAGAAUCCUCCCUCCAUACACCUGACCCAAUUCUAAGCUCUUACUUAUAGCAGAUAAGUAGCUAACCCAAUCAAACUAAGCUGCUAUUAUGCCCUCCACAAUGACCCGUUACAAGCUAUUGUUCAUGACAUUGCUGCUCCUCCUCUUACACACCCAGCUCGUUGUCCCUUCUUCAUCAGCAACAUCAGCUACGUACACCAACCACACCGGAGUGCCGCCGUCGGCGGUUCCAUGCAUGCCGGACCAGGCAUCGGCGUUGCUCCGACUGAAACGAUCCUUCUCCAUCACCAACAAGUCCGUGAUCGCCCUCCGGUCAUGGAACGCCGGCGAGGAUUGCUGCCGGUGGGAAGGCGUCCGCUGCGGCGGCGGCGGCACCGCCGCCGCCGGCGGCCGCGUGACAUGGCUUGAUUUGGGUGACCGUGGCUUGAAGAGUGGCCACCUCGAUCAGGUGAUUUUCAAGCUGAAUUCCCUGGAGUAUCUCAACCUGGCCGGAAAUGACUUCAACCUGUCCGAAAUCCCAUUCACUGGCUUCGAGCGGUUGAGUAUGCUCACCCAUCUGAACCUCUCCUCGUCCAACUUCGCAGGCCAAGUGCCUGUGCAUAGCAUUGGUCAGCUCACAAAUUUGAUCUCCCUUGACCUCUCCUUUCGUUUCAAAGUUACUGAACUAUUCGAUAUGGGUUACUUAUAUACCGGUGCAUACUCUCACGAAUGGCAGCUCGUCCUGCCGAACUUGACAGCCUUGGUUGCAAAUCUUAGCAAUUUGGAGGAGCUUCGUCUUGGCUUUCUUGACCUAUCACACCAAGAAGCUGACUGGUGCAAUGCUUUAGGCAUGUAUACUCAAAAUCUUCGUGUUCUCAGCCUGCCCUUUUGCUGGUUAUCUAGCCCCAUUUGCGGGUCGCUCUCCAACUUGCGCUCACUGUCAGUUAUUGACAUGCAGUUCAGUGGUUUGACGGGUCGGUUUCCAGAUUUCUUUGCCAACUUAUCCUCCUUGAGUGUUCUCCAGCUUAGCUUUAAUCACCUUGAAGGAUGGGUCCCUCCUUUAAUCUUUCAGAAGAAGAAGCUAGUGGCUAUUGAUCUUCACAGAAAUGUUGGAUUAUCUGGUACUCUGCCUGAUUUUCCCGUGGAUAGUAGUUUGGAGAUUUUGCUUGUUGGUCACACCAACUUCUCUGGUACGAUACCAAGUUUCAUUAGCAACCUCAAAUCUUUGAAGAAGCUAGGCCUUGAUGCAAGUGGUUUUUCUGGAGAGUUACCCUCAAUAAUCGGUACGCUUAGACAUUUGAAUUCAUUGCAGAUCUCUGGGUUAGAGGUAGUAGAGUCGUUUCCCAAAUGGAUCACAAACUUAACUUCCUUGGAGGUCCUUGAGUUUUCCAAUUGUGGCUUACACGGAACGAUACCUUCUUCUAUUGCAGACCUGACAAAAUUGACAAAGUUAGCACUAUAUGCCUGCAAUCUUUUUGGGGAAAUACCUCGACAUAUAUUCAAUUUAACACAACUGGAUACCAUCUUUCUUCAUUCAAAUAGUUUUACUGGCACAGUCGAACUUGCCUCAUUCUUGACACUACCAAACCUAUUUGACUUAAACCUCUCACACAACAAAUUAACUGUAAUAAAUGGAGAAAGCAAUUCUUCACUCACAUCCUUCCCCAACAUAGGGUACUUGGGUUUGUCAUCUUGUAACAUGACUAGAUUUCCGAACAUUUUGAAACAUCUAAACAAGAAUGAAGUGAAUGGCAUUGAUCUUUCACAUAACCAUAUCCAAGGGGCCAUACCCCAUUGGGCAUGGGAGAACUGGAAAGAUGCUCAAUUUUUCUUUUUGAACUUGUCACACAAUGAAUUCACUAGGGUUGGCCACACCAUCUUUCCUUUUGGUGUAGAAAUGUUGGAUCUCAGUUUUAACAAGUUUGAGGGGCCAAUACCACUUCCCCAAAACUCUGGAACGGUGCUUGAUUACUCAAACAACCGUUUCUCGUCCAUACCACCAAAUAUUUCUACUCAACUUAGAGAUACUGCCUAUUUCAAGGCAUCAAGAAACAACAUCUCCGGAGACAUUCCAACAUCCUUUUGUAGUAAUAAACUACAGUUUCUUGAUCUCUCUUUCAAUUUUUUUAGUGGAUCAAUUCCUCCUUGCCUGAUCGAGGUUGCCGGUGCAUUACAAGUACUAAAUCUGAAACAAAAUCAACUUCAUGGAGAACUACCACAUUAUUUCAACGAAAGUUGCACAUUGGAGGCACUAGACUUUAGUGACAAUAGGAUUGAAGGAAAUUUGCCUAGAUCUAUUGCUUCUUGCCGAAAAUUGGAGGUCCUUGAUAUCCAAAACAAUCAUAUCGCUGACUAUUUUCCUUGUUGGAUGAGUGCAUUUCCUAGACUCCAAGUCCUUGUCUUGAAAUCUAACAAGUUCUUUGGACAAGUGGCACCUUCUGUUGGCGAAGACAGCAGUUGUGAAUUUCCUAGUUUAUGUAUCCUGGAUCUAGCCUCCAACAAAUUUUCAGGCACAUUGAGUGAAGAAUGGUUUACAAGAUUGAAGUCCAUGAUGAUUGACUCAGUUAAUGGUACAUCAGUGAUGGAAUAUAAAGGUGAUAAAAAACGAGUCUACCAAGUUACCACUGUGCUCACAUACAAAGGAUCUACCAUGAGGAUAGAUAAAAUACUAAGGACUUUUGUAUUCAUUGAUGUCUCGAAUAAUGCAUUCCAUGGAAGCGUCCCUAAAGCUAUUGGAGAGUUAGUUCUGCUAAACACGCUCAACAUGUCACACAACUCAUUAACAGGGCCGGUUCCAACUCAACUUAGCCAUCUAAACCAGAUGGAGGCUUUGGACCUGUCCUCAAACGAGCUUUCAGGAGUGAUUCUACAGGAGCUAGCAUCGUUGCAUUUCCUCACAACACUGAACCUGUCCUACAACAGGCUGGUGGGAAGAAUACCAGAGUCAACUCAAUUCUCAACAUUCCUGAACAACUCGUUUCUAGGGAAUGAUGGUUUGUGUGGCCCUCCAUUGUCAAAAGGAUGUGACAACAUGACGCUGAAUGUUACACUUUCUGACAGGAAAUCUAUAGACAUUGUGUUGUUCCUCUUUUCUGGAUUGGGAUUUGGCCUUGGAUUUGCAAUUGCAAUUGUAAUAGCAUGGGGAGUUCCCAUUAGAAAAUGGUCGCUACUAGGGCAGAGAGUCCCCUGAAUUAUGUACUAAAAGAAAUUUUCCUGUACCAAGGUCAUUUGCAGUUCGUUUGUAAUCAGGACCAUGUCAUUGUUGUAGCAAGCUAAUAUAUAUUUGAAUCAAGCUAAUAUAUAUUUGAAUCUUC
Molecule: messenger RNA, 3369 nt
Organism: Oryza sativa Japonica Group (Japanese rice)
Lineage: Eukaryota; Viridiplantae; Streptophyta; Magnoliopsida; Poales; Poaceae
Product: receptor-like protein 7
Molecular function (GO): protein binding
Source: RefSeq, a predicted model, not a curated record